Molecule: messenger RNA, 2704 nt
Organism: Rhea pennata
Lineage: Eukaryota; Metazoa; Chordata; Aves; Rheiformes; Rheidae
Gene: HSPA9
Product: heat shock protein family A (Hsp70) member 9
Exons: 17
Coding region: 16-2043 (675 amino acids)
Biological process (GO): protein folding
Cellular component (GO): mitochondrion; cytoplasm
Molecular function (GO): ATP binding; ATP-dependent protein folding chaperone
Source: RefSeq, a predicted model, not a curated record
GCCGCCGCCGCCGCCAUGCUCAGCGCCAGCCGCGCCGCCGCGCGCCUCCCCCGCCUCCUGCCGCGCGGCGGGCCCGGCCCCGCCGCUCCCGGCCUCGCGCAGACAUUCUGGAAUGGCCUCAGUCAAAAUGUUCUCAGAGCAGCAUCGAGCAGAAAAUAUGCCUCAGAGGCAAUCAAAGGUGCCGUUAUUGGAAUUGAUUUGGGUACGACAAACUCCUGUGUGGCAGUUAUGGAAGGAAAACAAGCUAAAGUGCUGGAAAACUCUGAAGGUGCCCGAACGACGCCUUCGGUGGUUGCGUUUACAGCUGAUGGGGAGCGCUUGGUCGGGAUGCCAGCGAAGCGGCAGGCGGUGACAAACCCGCAUAAUACCUUCUACGCUACCAAGCGUCUCAUCGGGCGGCGUUUUGAUGACGCUGAAGUGAAGAAGGAUAUUAAGAAUGUUCCAUUUAAAAUAGUCCGUGCCUCCAAUGGUGACGCCUGGGUAGAAGCUCAUGGGAAACUCUAUUCUCCAAGCCAGAUUGGUGCCUUUGUACUAAUGAAGAUGAAAGAAACAGCAGAAAACUACCUGGGACAUUCAGCAAAGAAUGCUGUGAUCACAGUCCCUGCUUACUUCAAUGAUUCUCAAAGACAGGCUACAAAAGAUGCUGGGCAGAUUGCUGGCUUGAAUGUUUUGAGAGUGAUUAAUGAACCAACAGCAGCUGCACUUGCCUAUGGUCUGGAUAAGUCUGAAGACAAAAUUAUUGCAGUCUAUGACUUGGGUGGUGGCACUUUUGAUAUUUCCAUUUUGGAAAUCCAGAAAGGAGUCUUUGAGGUGAAGUCCACCAAUGGUGACACCUUCUUAGGUGGAGAAGAUUUUGACCAGGCUCUACUACAGCAUAUUGUUAAAGAGUUCAAGAGAGAGACGGGUGUUGACCUGACUAAAGACAACAUGGCCCUUCAAAGGGUGAGGGAAGCAUCAGAGAAAGCAAAGUGCGAGCUUUCCUCGUCUGUGCAGACCGAUAUUAACUUGCCGUACCUUACUAUGGAUGCCUCCGGACCAAAGCAUUUGAACAUGAAGCUGAGUCGUUCGCAGUUCGAGGGCAUUGUAGCUGAUCUGAUCAGGCGGACAGUAGCGCCGUGCCAGAAAGCCAUGCAGGAUGCUGAAGUCGGCAAGAGUGAUAUUGGUGAAGUCAUCCUAGUUGGUGGUAUGACCAGAAUGCCAAAGGUGCAACAGACUGUACAGGAUUUGUUUGGCCGCGCUCCUAGCAAAGCAGUUAAUCCUGAUGAAGCCGUUGCUAUUGGUGCAGCUAUCCAAGGUGGUGUCUUAGCUGGUGAUGUUACUGAUGUGCUGCUGCUGGAUGUAACUCCCCUCUCCUUGGGAAUUGAGACACUGGGAGGCGUCUUCACAAAGCUCAUCAACAGGAAUACUACUAUUCCAACUAAGAAGAGUCAGGUAUUUUCUACAGCUGCUGAUGGACAGACUCAAGUGGAGAUUAAAGUAUGCCAGGGGGAGAGAGAGAUGGCUAGUGACAACAAACUUCUUGGCCAGUUCACAUUGGUUGGAAUUCCUCCAGCACCACGUGGAGUGCCCCAGAUUGAGGUCACGUUUGACAUUGAUGCUAAUGGUAUCGUUCACGUUUCAGCGAAGGAUAAAGGCACUGGGCGUGAACAGCAGAUUGUUAUCCAGUCUUCCGGUGGCCUUAGCAAAGAUGAAAUUGAGAACAUGGUGAAGAAUGCAGAGAAAUACGCAGAGGAGGACAGACGAAGAAAGGAACGUGUGGAAGCUGUAAACAUGGCUGAAGGCAUCAUCCAUGAUACAGAAUCGAAGAUGGAGGAGUUCAAGGAUCAGCUGCCAGCGGAUGAGUGCAACAAAUUGAAGGAAGAAAUUGCUAAAAUGAGGGAACUUCUGGCUCGUAAAGAUACUGAAACAGGAGAAAACAUCAGGCAGGCAGCAACCAGCCUGCAGCAGGCUUCCCUGAAACUCUUUGAAAUGGCGUACAAGAAGAUGGCCUCAGAACGAGAGGGUUCUGGAAGUCCAGGAGAUCAGAAAGAAGAGAAGCAAUAAGAAGUCUGUCUUGCCUAGACUGGAGUAUGAAGAGGAGGAUGUUCUUGACGCUUGGGAGAGAAGGGACCUUCCUGAGCAGAAAUGAGCAGAAUUCAGACUUACUGUGUUUUUGCAGUACUCUAUAUAUAAAUUUCUUUAAUGUAUAAACUUAGUGAUGUGUCUGCUAGAUAAAUUGUCACUUGAUGAAAGUUAAUUCAUGCAAGACAGUUCUAAGUUUUUGGCCCUUCGGUAUUCAACCAAGGCACCUGGGACUCGCUGAUCAUUUAUUUCUGAUACGACACAAUGGUGUACUAAAUUUAAUGUCGGAGUUUGGAAACCAUGUUGCUGAAUCUAAGGAUGGAGAUGGAAGUCCUGGAGAGGAGUAACACCAGUGUAGAUCCUCCUUGUGGAGCUUACUACCUUUGAACAGGUUACGGGCCCCGUGUACCGCAAAGACACGGCUGGCUAUGUGGCUAGAGAACAUUGAGAUCUGCAGUUAACUUAGUACCUGUGUUCUGAAGGAGAUGGGUUACUUCAAAUUUAGCUGUAACAUUAUUUCUUACCAAAAAAGGCUAUGUGGAAGUUACGUACUUUGCUUGUCUGAGCCUUCUGCUCCAUCCUGUGUCUGUUCUCUGCUUGUGGCAAAACAAUUUCCUUGAUAAUAAAACUGUUAUUGGAUCCA